Molecule: messenger RNA, 1342 nt
Organism: Coffea arabica (coffee)
Lineage: Eukaryota; Viridiplantae; Streptophyta; Magnoliopsida; Gentianales; Rubiaceae
Source: RefSeq, a predicted model, not a curated record
GGAUCAACAGAAAUGCAAAACGAAAAAUGUGAAAAACUUUUGUUCUUUCGGUUCUUUGUUCAUUCUUGACAUCAGCAGUUAAAAUAAUAUUGCCAGGCCAUCGUAAUAGUCACUUAGUCUUCUACAUCCUUUUCUGUUUCAACUUUUUUGAACGCUUUUCAACCAACCGGUUGUGGCUGACAAUCCAAUGAAACAUCAAACUUUUCCAAAACGUUAGCAGGAUGAUCUUCACAAAGAGAAGCAGAAAAGGCUCUACAAAUUCUGCUUCCUCUUCCUCUAUAGCUACUAAUAAGACGAAAAAUUCCCAUCUUUACCCUGUAGAGGAUCAGAAAUCUGUGGUGCAACGCAGACAUGCAUCAUUGAUCAGGUUGAAAAUUCGACCUGUGGGCCCUAUUAUUAAGUCCAGAACAACGAUUCCAUCUGCUCCUUGGAAAAUGUCCGACGAAGAAGAUGAAGAAGAGAGUGAUUUUCACGGUCAGCUUGCAAGUGAACAGUGGCCUAGUAAUCAUGGUGAUGAGGGGGAUGAUUCUUGCAGGUGGUUAUCAUCAGUUUUUGGUAGAGCAACUUCUUUCUUUGAUGGAUCUAGCGUAACUCCAUUGGAAGAAGCAUCAUCUAUUCUAACAUCAUCAUCUGAAGAGGAAAUUUUUGACGAAGAAAUCACAACUUGGUUGAUGAACUCAUUAGAGACAGACAAAUUAUCUGCCCAAUCAUACCAAGAUAGCAAUGUUUGCAAUCAUUUCGUAUAUUUUAGCAAUGAUGACUUCGAAGUGCCUGAAAUUUGGGAUUUUGAUGAAGGGCUAUUGGAAUCCUUCCUUGAUCUUGAGGAUGUUGAACUUUCUCCAGAUUGAUUUUCCUAGUCCAUCUUACAGGAGCAGCUGGAGUUCUGAUACUUCCCAAUCAUCAGAUUUUGUUUCAUAUGGCAAAAAUUUUGCACCAGCUGAAUCCACAAAAUCCACAAAUACUGAAAUUGAUGAGCCAAUUUUCUGGCCAUUUGCUCAUAAAUUUGCUUCCAAUUUGAACUUUUCACGGAAUUUCCUUAUCAUGUCACCACCAAAAAUCAUGUCCAAGUUUUUACUUCAGAAUUCUGAAACGGACAUCAGGGGAAGGCGCAAGCUUUCUUUGAACUCAACACUGCAAUCAACAAAGAUUCUGGAAAAGAAACAUGGAAAAGGAGAUAAUCAUGUCAAGCUGAUCAACAAUGCCCCCAAUCUUUCCACAAAAUCAAUUAGAUCUUUCUCGAAAGAUGAUAUUAUGGAAUUUAAACAUGAGGAAUAUUUGACAGUAGAAGAAAUAGUUGAUCUUGAUGAGCAUUUGAAGUCAAUGGAGGAAGACUUCGAAGUAG